UAUGAAAACCUCUAAAGAAGACACAGCGCGCAACUUCCUUCUUCGUGAAAUGUAAACAAAAAUGGAGUGGUGUCAAAUUUUAGAGGUUGUAAGCCAUUUUUCCUGUUUGUUUCAGUUGUAUUUACCCAUAAUGCCUUGUGCUAUAGCACAUGCGGAGUGUUCUCCGGUCUGCUUGACGUUCACAUAUGCAUUCAAACUGCACCAGAGUUCACUUCAACCAAACUGAGACCUAAGCUUUUAGGCAGACCAAAGUUAGCAUUUUUUUGGUCUGCAUCAGAGGUCGGUCACUCAUUCACACCUCCCCAAACGAACCAGACUUUCUAGGCUCACGGACUGGAGUUUGAUUAAAGCGGACUAAACGGGGCUAGUUGUUAGUGCAAACUGGUUGUGCUUAGGUAUGUUGAGGUCACUGAUUUGGAGGGAAAAAAAAUAUUUUUUGAGUUUCUGACUGGAAAAUAACCUAUUGAUUACAGAAAAGCUAAUAAAAAAAGUGCUAUAGUCACCAGCUGAUUUCUGGGUGCAUCUCUAAUUAUAACUUGAAAUAUUGCUGAUUUGGCUCACUCACCUGAUCAGAGAAACACAGUGAUAUUGUUUUUCAUACUGUGUAUCCAUUUUAUUGGUGUAAUUAGAGUGAAAGUUUGUGGUUUGUGAGUAGAAAUUAGGCUCUAUUUCCAUAUUUUCCUGUAUAUUGUUUUAAUUUGAGGUGUUUGCUUAAUAGCAGAAUCAUGGCACCCUAUAAUUAAAAUUUAAAGGAAGAAAGAGCGUGCUGCCUGGCACAGAGUUGUGACUGUUAACCAUGAGAGCGUUUGUAGAGCGUUUUAGUUUCACUUUGCUUUCCAAAGAAAGUUCAACUGCUGUUCUUUUUCUAUAUCAAUACAUGCGAUUUUACUCAGAAAUAUGUUGUUUUUUUAUGGUUAUUUAAAAAAAAUAUAUAAUGAAUGGAACAUUAGCACAAGUGGCUUCAUUGACCUAAAUGCCCUACCCACAGGUUUUUACAGAGGAGACACAGCUGGACACUGUUUUUCAGUCUGGAAAACUAAAAUGCAGCUCAGAGCUCAGCCUUCUGUUUGAUUCCAUCAUGUCAGAUGGCUUCUUUAAAAAUUAUUAUUGGACAGUGUGGAUUUCUUCCUGUAAAAAAUGUGUUGAAGUGGUAUUUCAACAAGGAAGUUGACUUUUUUUUUUCUUUCUCUGUCUCUCUGUCUCUCUCUCUCCCUUUCCACCCCCUCCUCAGUGAAGAGAAAGUGAAAAUCUUGUUCUACUAGUUUUAAAGUCUUUGCGUGUGUAGGCCUGGAAACCUGAUUCCCCUUGUAAAUAUCACUUGAGUCAUGGUGGUGUGUAAUACAAUAAAUUACAAAUGUCUUUAUUUUUCAUGUUCUGUCUUUUUACUGAUUUGACACACCAUAUUGAUCAGCAGAUAUAUCCUUUUUUUUUUGUCUUGAUCGCAGGUUGCCAUGUGAACCAGUAUCAUUUCACUGAUACUUGUAACCUGAGUGCUGUUUGUGUUUACUGACAAAGCUCUCUGUAGUCUGUGCUUAUUUUGAUGCAGCGUCCGCAUUUAGUCGGUAACCAUGCUAUUUUCGGUGGCUCAGCGGUCUGUUAAAAGUGUGGUUGUUCCGCCCAGCAGGAGUCUUGCUUCAGACUGGCCUAAAAUGGGCAGAAAUGGUGCUGAACAAAAGCUGCUUGUCGCGCAUACAAAAGUACUUGAAGCGCUGCAGCCGGGACCGAGCUGCAUUGCUAUUGCCUGUGCCUCUCAACAGGAAAGCAGAGAGACAUCAUGUUCCCGAAGGGCACCAAGCGCAAGUUCUCCGACUCUGGAGAGGAGGCGGUGUGUGGCGGCGGCGGUGGCGGUGAUCAGGGCCCCUCAGCCGCCCCGGCCCCGUCCCCGUCCCCCGCCGCGGCCCGGACACUGUCAUCGUCCUACAGCCUGCAGCGGCAGUCGCUGCUCGACAUGUCGCUGAUCAAGCUGCAGCUCUGCCACAUGCUGGUGGAGCCCAACCUGUGCCGCUCAGUGCUCAUCGCCAACACAGUGCGGCAGAUCCAGGAGGAGAUGACCCAGGACGGCACAUGGCAGAUCAUGACCCAGGCCCUGGCAGCCGCCCAGUGCCCCGCUGACCGCUUGGUGGCCACUGAGGUGCUGUGCAGACAGACUGAGGCGGCGGCGCAGGCCAGCCAGAGCCCCAAACCUUUCUCCGUGUCCGGGCUGGAGGAGGGCUACCACUCGGAGGAGGUGGUGAUGGACGGGGACGCCGAGGCGGAGGUCGCCAUGUCGUCCCUGUCGCCCGUCUCACCUCAGCUGUCCUCAGCGUCCUACCUUGCGGGGCCGUUUGGGAUGGGGCCCUGCUGGGAGGACGACGAGGAGGACGGCGACUGCGACGAGGACGAGGAGGAGGACAGCGAGGAGUGCGCGUCGGAAGGCGAGGACGCCGAGCGGCACCACCUGAGAGCGGACUCCAGGACAGGGGAGCAGGUCUUCGGGACUUUUGAGAUCAAGCACCCAGCGCCGCCGUCCGACCCGGCGCUGGAGGAGCUGUUCUCUGACGUGGACCCGUCCUACUACGACCUGGACACGGUGCUGACGGGCAUGCAGAGCACCCCCAAAAUGGGGCCUUACGACCUGCUGGAGAGCCUGUCCUCUCACGGGCCGACGGCGCUGAGCUCCAGCACCACCUGCAGGUCCGACCUCAACGAACUGGACCACAUCAUGGAGAUCAUCGUGGGGUCCUGAAAGCGAUCCCAGACUAUGCACAGAACAAUGUGCGUGUUGGUGGUGAUGUUACAGAUCCUUCCAGGUUUUGGGAACAAGGUGGGGAGCGAAGGGGAAGGGGGUAAUCAUGGAGAAGGUCUGCUUUCAGACUGCAGAGUGAAUGACUUUUGGGUUUUUACAUGACCAGGGAGCAAAGUUAGCGUCCCGCUUUGUCAAACCCUCCCGCGGUCUUAACAGACGGGGUCAUUUGGAUGCCACAUGCUUUUUUUACAUUGUGCGCGGUCACACUGACCCUGCGUGUGCUUUUGAGAGUUUUUUUUCUUUUUUCCCCUUCCCUUCCCCUCUCUCCAACCGCCAACAUCCUCUUGUGCGUCGUGCUAAGACCGUGGGAGGGUUAAGAAAUGUCCAAAACCUGCGACUGUCUGUGAGAAGGCAAAGAUAAUUACCUACACCGCGAUGCAUUCUGACUUCCUGUCGUUUCCAUCUCGUUCAAGCUCUUUCUGGUCCGACUCUUGCCUUUUUUUACGUCCAGCUCUAUUUAUUGUUACAUGGACCAAGGAACAACUCGCCACACUACAUGCACCGAAACAGAACAAAUUGUAAAUCCAAAUCUAUGAAUCAAUGCAUAUUUUCCUAGAGAUUUGAGCAGUUAUGAAUGGAUUAUAUGUAAAUGUACGUAUGUGUAUAUAGAAAUAUAUUUUUUUGCAUUAUACAGCUUGCUGGGGUGUUGGUCAGGGGGUGGGUGGGUGGGAGGGGGGAUUUUGCGAGCAUCAUUUGAUAUCCUUAUUUUCUGUCCCAAGCGGUUUUUAAAGGUUUUAAUGUAGCCGGACUGGAGACGGUGUCUUCCCGUGGACUGUCGACGCGCCGCUCUUUCAUUUCUGCUGAAGCUUCACCGCAGAGCAGGAACUCACUUCCAGCCACCGAACCAGACGUGGCUCAGGAGUUUUUUUUCUGUUUUUUUUUUUUCUUUUUUCAGUUUACAGUAUCCAAGUGACAAAUGAAGUAGUUUGGCUGCUGCGCUUUUAAUACAGACCCAAUAAUGGCAAGAAGCAGCUUUUUUUCCCUCUCUCUCUCUUUUUCCUAAAGCAUCUGGGGAAAACUGCAUCGAGAAGCCAUAUUUCUUUUUUUUUUUUUUUUUUUUCCUCGUUUGUUGCUACAAAUGAGGAAUCCUCUGUGUUAACCCAUCUAAUUUAUUGUUUAUUUAUUGUAUUUAUUUUAUCUAGGUACAGACAUGCCAUAUUGACGUAUCAAUUCAACCACCAGGCCCGGUGAAAUUGUAUUUAUCGAGAAAAAAAAAAUUCUUUUCCCGGUUUUAAAUGCAGUACCUAUUUAUUCCUCAUUUUUAUGACUAUUAGUAAAAAAACAAAAAACAAUAAUAACCGGGUUAAUAAUAAAGUUACUAUGCAGCUCUGUCAUGUUUCAUAAUGACCGUAUAACUACUCAAAUGUCCUUAAAUUCCAUUAUGCAAACAGUUAUUUCUCCAAAUCUGUAGAAAAAUAAAAACCGUUUUUUCUUUUUUUUUUUUUUUCUUCCCAAAUUGCUUCUUAUGGUGAAUAAAACAUGAACUCAGGCAAAUGAAAUGUAUUGAUUAAAAUACAGUAUUACAACACGCUGAAUACCUUACCACAACACUCCUGAAGGAUGUCACUCUAGUCUGAAUAGGAGCUAGAACUUCAAAGACGUAAUUAUCUUUGUAAAAUGUAUGCAUUUUUAUAUCAAAAAAAACAUUGUAGCAUCUUUGUACAUAUUUUUUAUAAUAAAAGGUGCAACUAUUAAAGUG
Poecilia reticulata (guppy) is the source of this 4484-nucleotide messenger RNA. RefSeq names its product cell division cycle associated 4 (gene cdca4). Gene Ontology annotation, cellular component: nucleus. NCBI's taxonomy places the organism in Eukaryota, Metazoa, Chordata, Actinopteri, Cyprinodontiformes, Poeciliidae. The record is from RefSeq and is a predicted model, not a curated record. Gene Ontology annotation, molecular function: transcription regulator activity.